ACAUAUUGUAUUGAUUAUUUAUUGAUUCAUGUUUGUAAUAUUUAGUUAAUUAUUGAAUGAAUAACGUAACUCGAAUCAUAAUUUAAUUAAAAACAAUGGAGUCAGAGCCAGUACAGUCUUCUGAGUUGCAAGCUAUGACUGAAGAUACAACCAAAACUUCCAACGAACAAGAACUUCCACAAUCGACGAUUCCUCCAAUAAACACUGAAAACGAGCCAGAGACUGGAUCAAAUGUUGCUGUUGUUAAAGAUCCCCAAAAACCGUCCCCUAAAAAGCCUAAAAAACGUAAACCUAAGGUUCCUCGUGAUGUAACAGCACCGAGGCAGCCGCUUACAGGGUAUGUAAGGUUUCUAAAUGAGCGCAGGGAUCAAUUGAGAGCUGAACAACCAGAACUGGGUUUUGCAGAGCUGACGAGACAGUUGGCUAGUGAAUGGAGUAAAUUACCCACAGAGGAGAAACAACAUUACCUUGAUGCUGCAGAUCAGGAUAAAGAAAGAUAUAUCAAAGAAUGGGCCGAAUAUAAGAAAACAGAUGCAUAUAAAGAAUUCCAUAAACAGCAAAUGGAACAAAAAGAUCCUGUGAUUGCUACUAAAAAAAUUAAAAACAAUCUGCCUACUGAACCAACCCAACAGAAUGUACCUACAGGAGCACCUCAACCUGCUGUUGAACUAACUGCACCACCACAAAAUAUUCCUGUUGUUCAAACAAGACAGCCAACUCCACCACGGCCUAGACCAUGCAUUACUCCUGCAAUGGUAGAUGAUUUGAAUGCUGGUGAUACAGAUAUACCUAUAUUUACGGAUCAAUUUCUUCAACACAAUAAACUGAGGGAAUCAGAACUGAGGCAGCUGAGGAAAGCAAACUCUGAUUAUGAACAACAGAAUGCAAUACUUCAAAGACACGCCGAGGAAGUGAGCGCGGCGACGACGCGAUUGCGCGCGGAGACCACAGCGGCGGCGGAGCGCACAGCGGCUCUGGUUGCGCAUCGGCGGGCCCUCGUCGCAGCCCUUGUGCAUGCGUUGCACUCACUCGCACUACCUCUACCAAAUGGUGCAAGUGGUGCAACAGAAGCGAAUAUUGAAGAAUACAUGGAUAAAUUGCAUGCUUUAGUGACAGAAAAUAAGAAUAAUCCAAUUGUAAAACAAGCUCGUGAUAUAUUAACUAGAGUGGAUCUGCCAAUUACAUAAGUGUAUUUUGACUUAAAUAAAUAAAAUUGCUUUCAAAAAA
This is a messenger RNA of Papilio polytes (common Mormon), 1227 nucleotides long. RefSeq names its product high mobility group protein 20A (gene Hmg-2). The coding region runs from base 96 to 1187 and encodes 363 amino acids. Gene Ontology annotation, biological process: regulation of gene expression. NCBI's taxonomy places the organism in Eukaryota, Metazoa, Arthropoda, Insecta, Lepidoptera, Papilionidae. Gene Ontology annotation, cellular component: nucleus. The record is from RefSeq and is a predicted model, not a curated record. The transcript has 7 exons.